Molecule: messenger RNA, 4461 nt
Organism: Protobothrops mucrosquamatus (brown spotted pit viper)
Lineage: Eukaryota; Metazoa; Chordata; Lepidosauria; Squamata; Viperidae
Gene: ADGRL3
Product: adhesion G protein-coupled receptor L3
Exons: 24
Coding region: 18-4433 (1471 amino acids)
Biological process (GO): synapse assembly; adenylate cyclase-activating G protein-coupled receptor signaling pathway; cell surface receptor signaling pathway
Cellular component (GO): cell-cell junction; axon; membrane
Molecular function (GO): G protein-coupled receptor activity; carbohydrate binding
Source: RefSeq, a predicted model, not a curated record
UAUUUUGGGCCACAGUCAUGUGGUCAUCACAGUUGCUGCUGUUCUUCACAAUUCUCUUGGUAUCUACAGUCCAUGCUUUUAGUCGUGCUCCCGUUCCUAUGGCAGUGGUCCGGAGGGAACUCUCUUGUGAAAGCUACCCAAUAGAACUCCGUUGCCCAGGAACAGAUGUUAUCAUGAUUGAAAGUGCCAACUAUGGCAGGACAGAUGAUAAAAUCUGUGACUCAGAUCCUGCUCAGAUGGAGAAUAUCCGCUGUUAUCUGCCAGAUGCUUAUAAGAUUAUGACUCAAAGGUGUAGCAACCGGACCCAAUGUGCAGUGGUUGCUGGCCCAGAUGUGUUUCCUGACCCUUGUCCAGGAACAUACAAGUACUUGGAAGUGCAAUAUGAAUGUGUCCCUUACAAAGUGGAACAAAAAGUUUUUCUUUGCCCUGGACUACUAAAAGGAGUAUACCAGAGUGAACAUUUAUUUGAAUCUGAUCACCAGUCAGGAGCCUGGUGUAAGGAUCCACUGCAGGCUUCCGAUAAGAUUUACUACAUGCCAUGGACACCUUACAGAACUGAUACUCUGACAGAAUAUUCUUCCAAAGAUGAUUUCAUUGCUGGAAGGCCAACUACAACUUACAAGCUCCCACACAGAGUGGAUGGCACAGGGUUUGUGGUGUACGAUGGGGCUUUAUUCUUCAACAAAGAAAGAACAAGGAACAUUGUCAAAUUUGAUCUACGGACAAGAAUAAAAAGUGGGGAAGCUAUCAUUGCUAAUGCCAACUAUCACGAUACAUCCCCUUAUAGAUGGGGAGGCAAAUCUGAUAUAGACCUGGCUGUUGAUGAGAACGGUCUUUGGGUGAUCUAUGCAACAGAACAAAAUAAUGGUAAAAUAGUCAUAAGUCAGCUAAACCCUUAUACCUUGAGGAUUGAAGGGACAUGGGAUACAUCCUAUGAUAAAAGGUCAGCUUCCAAUGCAUUCAUGAUCUGUGGCAUUUUAUAUGUAGUUAAAUCUGUGUAUGAAGACGAUGAUAAUGAAGCUACAGGAAAUAAAAUUGACUAUAUAUACAACACUGAACAAAGCAAGGAAAGUGUAGUGGAUGUUCCAUUUCCAAACUCAUAUCAGUAUAUUGCUGCAGUGGAUUAUAAUCCAAGGGAUAACCUUCUUUAUGUAUGGAACAACUACCAUGUGGUUAAAUAUUCAUUGGAUUUUGGACCAAUGGACAGCAGAACGGGGCAAGUACAUCAUGGUCAAGUUUCCUAUCUUGUUCCUCCAAUUCAUCUAGACUCAGAUCAUGAAAAACAAUCAUUUAAGGACACAUCAACAGCUGGAGGAAUAGGCCUGGGUGGGACUACCACAGGCACAACAAACAGAGCUAUUACAAGCAGUACUGUACACACAACCACUGCAUCAGCCUUGGGUAGAAGGAACAGAAGCACAACUACACUUUCUCCAGCUUUGGAUAGUCCAAAUGAAAUGACAACACAUCUGCCACCUGCCUCUUCCCAGCUGCCUGCAGUUGGUGCAGAGAGUUGUGAAACUGUGGAAGCUCGUGAGAUCAUGUGGUUCAAGACCCGACAAGGACAGAUGGCUAAGCAGCCAUGCCCAAAAGGCACUGUAGGUGUUUCAACGUUCCUUUGCCUUGCUCCUGGUGGAAAUUGGGAUCCUCAAGGGCCAGACCUCAGCAAUUGUUCCUCACUUUGGGUCAAUCACAUCACUCAGAAGUUGAAAUCAGGAGAGACAGCUGCCAAUGUUGCUAGAGAACUUGCUGAACAAACAAAAAGCCACUUGCAUGCAGGGGAUAUCACUUACUCAGUUCGUGCCAUGGACCAGUUGGUGGGGUUAUUGGAUGUGCAGCUUCGAAACCUGACACCUGGUGGAAAAGACAGUGCAGCACGAAGUUUAAACAAGCUUCAGAAACGGGAACGUUCCUGUAGAGCCUAUGUCCAGGCCAUGGUUGAAACAGUUAAUAACCUCCUGCAGCCACAAGCUCUAAAUGCAUGGAGGGACCUUCCUGCACGUGAUCAGCUGCGGGCAGCCACCAUGUUACUGGACACUGUGGAAGAAAGUGCCUUUGUGCUUGCAGAUAACCUCCUUAAGACUGAUAUUGUGAGGGAGAGCACAGACAACAUCCAGCUGGAAGUUGCAAGGCUAAGCACAGAUGGAAACCUGGAAGAUCUUAAAUUUCCACAGAAUACUGGCUUUGGCAGCACCAUCCAGCUGUCAGCAAACACACUGAAGCAGAACGGUCGAAAUGGUGAAAUCAGAGUGGCCUUUGUCCUAUACAACAAUCUGGGCCCUUAUCUGUCCACAGAGAACGCCAGCAUGAAAUUAGGGAUGGAAGCCAUGUCUACUAAUCAUUCUGUCAUAGUGAAUUCUCCCAUCAUCACAGCAGCAAUUAAUAAAGAGUUCAGCAAUAAGGUUUACUUGGCUGAUCCUGUUGUGUUCACUGUCAGACACAUCAAGCAGUCGGAAGAAAAUUUCAACCCUAACUGUUCAUUCUGGAGUUAUUCUAAACGCACAAUGACAGGAUACUGGUCAACUCAAGGUUGUCGGCUCCUCACAACAAACAAGACUCACACAACAUGUUCCUGUAAUCACUUAACCAACUUUGCUGUUCUGAUGGCCCAUGUGGAAGUGAAGCAUGGAGAUGCAGUCCAUGAUCUGAUACUGGAUGUCAUCACUUGGGUCGGCAUUCUUCUGUCCCUUGUCUGUCUCCUGAUCUGCAUUUUUACUUUCUGCUUCUUCCGCGGACUACAAAGUGACAGAAACACUAUCCAUAAGAACUUGUGCAUCAGCUUGUUUGUGGCAGAACUUCUCUUCCUUAUUGGAAUCAAUAGGGCAGACCAACCAAUAGCCUGUGCUGUGUUUGCUGCUCUCCUACAUUUCUUCUUCCUCUCUGCUUUCACUUGGAUGUUUUUGGAAGGAGUACAGCUCUACAUAAUGUUGGUGGAAGUCUUCGAGAGUGAACAUUCACGUAGAAAAUACUUCUAUUUGGUUGGCUAUGGCAUGCCUGCUGUAAUUGUAGCUGUUUCAGCAGUAGUAGACUACAAAAGUUAUGGCACUGGAAAAGUAUGUUGGCUUCGACUUGACACCUAUUUCAUUUGGAGUUUUAUAGGACCAGCAACUUUGAUCAUUAUGCUUAAUGUAAUCUUCCUUGGAAUUGCCCUUUAUAAAAUGUUUCAUCAUACUGCCAUUCUGAAACCUGAAUCAGGGUGUCUCGACAAUAUCAACUUUGAGGAUAACAGACCCUUCAUCAAGUCAUGGGUUAUAGGUGCAAUAGCUCUGCUCUGCCUAUUGGGACUCACCUGGGCCUUUGGACUUAUGUAUAUUAAUGAAAGCACGGUGAUCAUGGCGUACCUCUUCACCAUUUUCAAUUCUCUGCAGGGAAUGUUUAUAUUCAUUUUCCAUUGUGUUCUCCAAAAAAAGGUACGUAAAGAAUAUGGGAAAUGUCUGCGUACACAUUGUUGUAGUGGGAAAAGUACAGAGAACUCCAUCGGCUCAGGAAAAACUUCUGGGUCACGAACUCCUGGACGGUACUCCACAGGAUCACAGAGCCGAAUUCGCAGGAUGUGGAAUGACACAGUUCGAAAGCAAUCAGAAUCCUCCUUCAUCACUGGUGAUAUAAACAGUUCAGCAUCACUUAACAGAGAGGGGCUUCUGAACAAUGCCAGGGAUACAAGUGUCAUGGAUACUCUACCACUGAAUGGUAACCACGGCAAUAGCUACAGCAUUGCUAGCAGUGAGUACUUGAGCAACUGUGUGCAAAUAAUUGACCAUAGCUAUAACCACAGUGAGACUGCCUUAGAGAAAAAGAUUCUGAAAGAACUCACUUCCAAUUAUAUACCUUCCUACCUGAACAAACAUGAAUGUUCUAAUGAACAAAGUAGGAAUCUGAUGAAUAAAUUUGUCAAUAAUCUUGGCAGUGGGAGUGACAAUGAUGCCAUUGUUCUCGAUGACGUCACCUUGUUUAACCAGGAAGAUAACCUGGGCUUAGAACUCAUUCAUGAGGAAUCAGAUGCCCCACUGUUACCCCCAAGGGCAUAUUCUGCAGAGAACCACCAGCCUCACCAUUAUAGCAAAAGACGGAUUCCACAAGACAACAGUGAAAGUUUUUUUCCUUUGCUAACCAAUGAGCACACAGAAGACCUCCAGUCACCGAAUAGGGAUUCUCUUUACACUAGUAUGCCUGCUCUGACCAGCAUGCCAGGCACAGAAAGUGUCACCACCAGCACUCAGACCGAUCCCCCAUCAACUAAAGGUGGCGAUGGCGAUGACGUGUACUACAAGAGUAUGCCAAACCUGGGCUCCAGGAACCAUAUCCAACAGCUACAUACUUACUAUCAGUUGGGGAGGGGCAGUAGUGAUGGAUUUAUAGUUCCACCAAACAAGGAUGGGACCCUGACAGAAGAAACCUUGAAAGGACCAGCUCACUUGGUCACUAGUCUAUAGAACACUAAGUAAACGUUUUAAUAAAACA